Messenger RNA from Gambusia affinis (western mosquitofish), 1612 nucleotides. RefSeq lists its product as uncharacterized. Gene Ontology annotation, biological process: response to bacterium. The record is from RefSeq and is a predicted model, not a curated record. NCBI's taxonomy places the organism in Eukaryota, Metazoa, Chordata, Actinopteri, Cyprinodontiformes, Poeciliidae. Bases 16 to 1038 code for a protein of 340 amino acids. The transcript is spliced from 6 exons.
UUGCGCAGCUGUUCGAUGAUUAAAAAGAAAAUGGUGGUCAUAUUUUAUUUCCUACUCUUGCUCAGAGACAGACGUGUCGUAAAUGGUUACAAUUUGGAGACAAAAACUAUUCAAGUUGGUGAAAAUGUGACCCUGACAUGUCCUCGCCUGCCAACCAAUCAAUCCCAAAAUCUGUUUUGGGUCAAAUUUUCUUCCGGAACCUGGCCUGAAUAUCUUGGACAAACAAUAACUUUUGAUUAUGAAAGGGUUCUCCAAACUCGUCAUUUUACAUCAAAACAAGGAAAAGGAACAUUUGUUCUGCAUAUAAAAGAAGCUCAGCAGAAUGACACUGGGCUUUACUAUUGCAUCAGAGUUGAAUCAUUAAAGCUGAUAUUUGUGAAUGGAACGCUUCUGAAGAUUGAAGGCCCAGAACAAGAUCUCACUUCUGUAAUUCAGGAGCCUCUACUUUACCCAGUCUUUCCAGGAGACCGGGUGACUCUAAGGUGUUCGGUUUUCUCUGACUGUGAGAGCAGAAAAUGCCCAACUGAUCACAAGGUGUACUGGUUCAAAACUGGACCAGAUGAGUCUCAUCACAGUUUAAUUUACAUUGAUGGAAAAAGUGGAAAUGAAUGCCUGGAUCCUCAAAAGUGUGUCUACAGUUUCUCCAAGAACGUUACAGCCGCUGAUGCUGGGACUUACUACUGUGCUCUGGCCACGCAAGAAGAGUUAUUAUUUGGAAAUGGAACAUUUUUGGAUGUUCAAGAACAUUUCAGUUUUUGGAAGUCUAAAAUACUUCUACUGUUGUGCGUGGCUGUUGGUGGAUGUCUAGUUGUCAUUAUGUGCCUCACUUACACCUUGAUGAAGAAAGAUUCGCAUUUUUGCAAUGAUGCCGUGACGGGAUGUGCUACUCAGCAGAAAGAACAGAAAGAUGCACACUGUUUGGUUUAUUCUGCCCCAGUGUUCACCAAGACCAAUGUUGGAAAAGCAGAAAGACGAAAAAUAAAAGCAACACAUGAGGAGACAACCUACACACACGUCAGAAAUUUAGGGAUUCAAUAAUGCCUCAUUAAAUUAGCCAAGAAAUGCCAAUCAUUGUAUUUGUGAAUUUGUAUAUUGUAUAUAUUUUCACAGUUUAUUCAUUGCGCAUUAUGUUUUUAUGCAAUGUUGACUAUUCCAGUGGCUAUUAUGCUGUGGAUUCUUUAAUGUUAAAUUUUAAAAGUAAAGAUUAGAUUACAAAUUAGCAGCAAGCAGCAUGCGCAAAAAUCUGAACUUAUUUUGCAGUCUGCAAUAAAUCUUCAAAUGUAUGUUUUAAAUAUAUUUUAUAGUUAAAUAUUUUGCUUUUUAUGUUGUUUGCACUGAUUUUUCUUCUGUCAAUCUGGAGUUCUUAAUCCGUAAUUUUAAAUACACUUAUAAAAGAUAGUCUACAUAUAAUUCAGACUGAAAUUUUGCCAUUGUUGAAUGGUUAAGAUUUUGUGACCACUUUCAGUGACCCAAGAGACUGCAGUUAUUUUUUAAAAGAUCAACACAUUGCUAUUGAUAUUUUUGUUUGGUUUUGUAAAAAAGUCAUGUAUAGGUCAUGAUUUUUGUACACUGUCUUUAUGGAAAUGUGCAUAAAAUAAAACUUUUUGUCAAA